Bactrocera oleae (olive fruit fly) is the source of this 1173-nucleotide messenger RNA. RefSeq names its product oxaloacetate tautomerase FAHD1, mitochondrial. Gene Ontology annotation, molecular function: acetylpyruvate hydrolase activity. Lineage: Eukaryota; Metazoa; Arthropoda; Insecta; Diptera; Tephritidae. The record is from RefSeq and is a predicted model, not a curated record. Gene Ontology annotation, cellular component: mitochondrion.
GCAUUAGCAUAAACAGAUCUGUUUGUUAUCAAUACAAAAAAACGAAAACAGCUGUUAGUACUGUCACCUUCUCCCAAUCGUUAUCAAGAGAUAAAAUAAAUGAUUAUUUAUAAAUAUCAGUGUAUGCCUUCCUCAACUCUUAACUUAGGUCACAAGUAACAAUUAUUAUCAAGCAAAAGAGUGAGUGUUGCUCUCGCAUAGUUCCAGGGGAUUGUCUCAUAACGUUUACGCUGCUUGCUGCUCCUAACAUAAAUUUCCUUGCUCACUUGACGCAACACAUAUUGCCACUUAUUAAUUAGAUCAUUGAACAAUGAAUUUAGUUAGUUCAUUUCGUGUUAACGUGAGUGUAGCAUAUCAGAAAAUGGCAUUAUCUUCAAUCGCAUCUGAGAAUAAUGACUUUGUUAGGAAAGGUAGAAAAAUUCUUGGUGCAGCACUUAAUUAUAUGGAUAUUGUGCGCACUCGAAACGUAGCAGUUCCAACAGAGCCGCUUUUAUUCCUUAAGCCCACAACAUCCUACGUAACUGAAGGCAACCCAAUUGUUAUUCCCAAAGUGUUUACCAAAGUCGCGCAUGAGGUUGAGUUAGGAGUCAUAAUUGGAAAGCAAUGUAAGAAUGUUAAAAAAGAAGAAGCUUUCAACUACAUAAGUGGCUAUUGCCUAGCACUUGAUAUGACUGCGCAAUGUAAUCUGGGACUAGCACGAAAAAAUGGUCAUCCAUGGAGCUUAGGUAAAGGUUUUGACACUUCAACUCCUGUUUCGGGUUUUAUAUCUGCAAACGACAUCAAAGACCCUCAUAAAGUUUCACUAUGGUUAAAAGUAAAUGAAGAGCUACGUCAACAAGGCAAUACUGCGGAUCUCAUUUUUAAAGUGGACGACCUUAUAGCUUACUCUUCAAAGUAUAUGACGCUUGAACCAAACGAUCUUAUUCUCACCGGUACACCAGACGGUGCAUCGCCUGUAAAAGCAGGUGACGUAAUUGAGGCUGGUAUUGGUGAUAACUUGAGGAUUGCGUUUGAGGUUGUAGACGAUGUUUAGAAAUCAUGUUAUCACUAGUAAGAAAUUUAUAUAUAUAUACAUAUGUAAGAUUUCUGGUAGUCACAUAUAAAAACACAAAUGUACAUAUGUUUGAUUGAUAGAUCAUUUAAAUUACUAAAAGUAAAUUGUUACUAGAAAAA